AGCGCUCCCAGUAUUCCUUUUCAGAACGUCUGGCGGGCACAAACAUCGGCCCAUUCUGAUUACGGGCAGUUCGGUCUCCUUAUACAUUCUCCAUGUAUUAUACUUUGCCUGGUUUCACGUGGGACGCCAUGCUGAAACACACGCGCGUAAAUUUCGAGCUGCUCACAGACAUCGACAUGGUCAUGUUUGUGGAACGCGGUAUACGCGGUGGUUUGAGCCAGUGCUCGAACAGGUACGCUCGAGCCAAUAACAAGUACAUGCAGUCUUACGAUCCAUCGAAACCAUCCUCGUACCUGAUGUACUUUGAUGUCAAUAAUUUGUAUGGUUGGGCGAUGUGUCAACCACUACCAUAUGCAAAUUUUCGAUGGAUCGAAGAUAUUACGAAUUUCGACGCGAGCGCAAUCGCUGCGGACUCAUCGACAGGUUCCAUUCUCGAGGUCGAUCUCGAGUAUCCGCAGCAUCUUCACGACGCACACAUUGACCUACCGUUCUGUCCAACACGCGAUAAGCCACCCGGCAAGCGGCAGGAUAAACUUCUCGCGACAGUGUAUGAUAAGAAGCGUUACGUCAUACACUAUCGCAACCUGCAACAGUGCACGCGUCAUGGGCUUCGCGUGACAAAGAUACACCGUGUAUUGGAGUUUUCGCAAUACCCACGGCUCCGCGAUUACAUCGAGCUUAAUACUCAGUUUAGAACACGUGCGACAAACUAUUUCGAAAAAAAUUUAUACAAAUUAAUGAACAACGUGGUAUUUGGCAAAACGAUGGAAAAUGUACGGAAUCAUGUCGACGUUAAACUUCUAACAAAGUGGGAUGGUCGUUACGGUGCGGAGGCAAUGAUCUCGAAACCAAAUUUUCACAGUCGCAGCAUCUUUUCAGAAAAUUUAAUCGCCGUGGAAUUGCGAAAACUCGAGGUGAAAUUCAACAAGCCAAUCUACGUGGGUAUGUGCAUCCUCGACAUAUCCAAGAUCUGCUUGUAUGAAUUUCAUCAUGAUUAUAUUACCGAUGUAACGUGAGCAAUGUAAAAUCAUGUAUACCGGAUACCGACAGUCUCAUAUACCACAUCGAGUGCGAGGAUUUAUAUGAGACGAUGAAACGCGAUAUACAUAUACGAUUCGACACGAGCGAUUAUUCUGCAGACAACGCGUACGAUAUACCGCUUGUAAAUAAGAAAGUGCCUGGUUUAAUGAAGGAUGAAAAUAACGGGGCGAUCAUGACCGAAUUCGUGGGACUCAGAGCG
Vollenhovia emeryi is the source of this 1240-nucleotide messenger RNA. RefSeq lists its product as uncharacterized. The transcript has a single exon. The record is from RefSeq and is a predicted model, not a curated record. Lineage: Eukaryota; Metazoa; Arthropoda; Insecta; Hymenoptera; Formicidae. Gene Ontology annotation, biological process: DNA replication. Bases 93 to 1016 code for a protein of 307 amino acids. Gene Ontology annotation, molecular function: nucleotide binding; DNA binding; DNA-directed DNA polymerase activity.